Molecule: messenger RNA, 1245 nt
Organism: Phytophthora sojae
Lineage: Eukaryota; Oomycota; Peronosporomycetes; Peronosporales; Peronosporaceae
Exons: 2
Coding region: 1-1245 (414 amino acids)
Biological process (GO): protein ufmylation
Cellular component (GO): cytosol; cytoplasm
Molecular function (GO): UFM1 activating enzyme activity
Source: RefSeq, a predicted model, not a curated record
AUGCCGUCGACGGAGGCGGAGCUGCGCGCGCUGGACCGGCAGAUCGCCGACCUGAUGCAGCAGAAGGCGGCGGUGCAGGCGCGGCUGGAGCGCGAGGCCGGCGGCGCGCGCGCCAAGCAGAUGAGCGCCGAGGUGGUGGACAGCAACCCGUACAGCCGCCUCAUGGCGCUCAAGCGUAUGGGCAUCGUGGACAACUACGAGAAGAUCCGCGACUUCUCGGUGCUCAUCGUGGGCCUGGGCGGCAUCGGCUCCGUGGCGGCCGAGAUGCUCACGCGCUGCGGCAUCGGCAAGCUCAUCAUGUACGACUACGACACGGUGGAGAUCGCCAACAUGAACCGCCUCUUCUUCCGCCCGGAGCAGGCGGGCAUGACCAAGACGGCAGCGGCCAAGCAGACGCUGCACAGUAUCAACCCGGACGUGAUCUUCGAGGAGUACACGAUGGACAUCACGACGACGGCCAACUUCGAGCAGCUGCUGGACCGGAUGCAGCACGGUGGCGUGGACGGCAAGAGCAAGAUCGACUUGGUGCUGAGCUGCGUGGACAACUACGCGGCGCGCACGGCGCUCAACCAGGCGUGCAACGAGCUCAACCAGGAGUGGUUGGAGUCGGGCGUGUCGGAGGACGCCGUCUCGGGCCACAUCCAGUUCCUGCUGCCCGGACGCACGGCGUGCUUCGAGUGCCUACCUCCACUGAUCGUAGCCAGCGGCAUUGACGAGUCCACGCUCAAGCGCGAGGGCGUGUGCGCGGCCUCGCUGCCCACGACCAUGGGGCUAGUCGCUGCCAUGCUGGUGCAGAAUGUGCUCAAGUACCUGCUGGGCUUCGGCCAGGUGUCGUACUACCUGGGCUACAGCGCCAUGAAUGAUUUCUUCCCGUCGGACGUGAUGCGUCCGAACCCGGAGUGCUCAAACGUGCAGUGCCGCAAGCAGCAGGCUGUGCCUGAGCACGCUGGCUGGACGCCGAUGGUCUGGAAGGCACUUGGCUACGGCGGAAAGGAGAACCUGGUCGUGGAGCACGAAGACAACGAGUGGGGGAUUGAGCUCGGCGGUGACGACGAAGCUGUUGGCUUGGGUGUUACGGAAGCUCCUGCCGCCGCUGAGACCUCGAAGCUGGCCUCGGGACUCUCGUUUGCGUACGACCAGCCUUCUACGGCUCCGGCCGCUGCUGCGGAGGAGGACAACUCGGCGUCAGUAUCGGACGCGGACGUUAGCCUGGAGGACCUCAUGGGACAGCUCAAGUCUCUUUAG